Messenger RNA from Peronospora farinosa, 894 nucleotides. Lineage: Eukaryota; Oomycota; Peronosporomycetes; Peronosporales; Peronosporaceae. The record is from the annotation of a GenBank genome assembly.
AUGAUUGAUGAAGAUUCGAUAUCGGUCGUCAUUACGGCCUCCAAGGAAGUGGAAAGCAAUGACGCACUGGAUAACGACGAAGGUGACGUCAAAAGCCAUGCCAAGGGCCAUAAAUAUACACUAUACACGGUCUUUGUGCGCAACAUUUCAACGGGCGGCAAGUGUGUGGUUAGGAGACGCUACUCGGAUUUUUACAAGCUGCGCAAAGAGCUCAUGGAGCUCGUGUCCUGGGGCCACUGCGGCUUUUGCGAGCAGUAUCUGAAGCAGAUUCAAGAAUACCCUUUCCCACGUCGACGGCUGCUACGAUCAAGUCGAGCCGCAAUUGUAAAGGAGCGCAUGGACAGUCUUGGACUGUUUCUUAGACACAUGCUGCUGUGCAUCAUGGCCCGCAGUUUUGAGAGCUGCUCGCAGGCCUCUGAGAAUAUUGAGAGCUGCAUCUUGAAGUCGUUUUUGCAGAUGGAAGAGAAAGAGAAUCUGUUAUCGACCAUGGCCUCCAAGCAACGUCCUAUUGAGAUAUUGCAAGCUAUGGAAGAGAAGCGGCAGCAGCAGCUUAAAGCUGCGGGGCUUCGCACACAGAGCUUGGCAUGCACGAAGCUGUCAGAUCAGGCCGAGCAAUCCAUGCUGUUGCGCAAUCAACGCCAGGUCGGCACGGACACGUGCCAUUACUGCCUGCAGAAGUGGACACAUUGCUAUUGCAAUAGUGACCAGGACAGCGUGUUCCCUGUCCACGUCGCUGCAGCAAAUGGGUGUAAGAGUCCCGCAAGUGAGCGUCCUAGCGUUUCGAUGGGAGACAGUGAUGCAAGUCGUUGCAGUCGAUGUGAGAAGGACUGGAACCACUGCUACUGCUGCCAACAAGUAUCUCCUACUAUUUCGUCCGUCUGUACGGACAAUUGA